Messenger RNA from Parasteatoda tepidariorum (common house spider), 1757 nucleotides. The record is from RefSeq and is a predicted model, not a curated record. Lineage: Eukaryota; Metazoa; Arthropoda; Arachnida; Araneae; Theridiidae.
CCACAAGUGCACAUGUUUUCAUGAUAAGUAGCAUUUGCUCUUCAUUUAGAGAUGUUGUACAUGUAUUUCCAGUGAGUCAUAUUGUGGCUGCACAUCUUUUUGAAUUGAUUAAAAAGAUAGUUUUGGGUUUAGAAAACAUUGGGUUCACUAUUGUUGGCGUCGUCACUGACAAUAAUUCAAUAAAUCGUAAAGCCAUGUCUAACUUUAGUAAUCCGCCUGCAUUUAAAACUAAGUAUUCGCAUCCAGCAGAUGAUUCAAGGUUAUUAUUUUUUGUUAUAGACUCUGUGCAUAUCAUCAAAGCGCAGAGAAAUAAUUGGUUUAACCAGAAAAAUGGUUAUUUUAUGUAUUAUCCUUCAUUUGAAAACGAUGAGAAAUUUCAGACUGCAUCCCUCAGUGUUUUAAGAAAGAUAUAUGAUAUUGAAUCGACUGAAUUGUUGAAGUUUGGUUUAGGCCUCACCAGAAAAGCUCUUUGGCCGACAAACCUGGAACGGCAAAGUGUUUCUCUUGCACUAAAAAUUUUUAAUAGAAAUCUUGUACAAGGAAUUCUAGAGUUGGGUGAGAAGCAUGAACUCAUGCAUUAUAAAGAAACUGCAAAUGUUAAAUCUGUUGCUAAGGGCAAAUUUAAACGAAACGUUAUGUGUGAACCAAUCACUAAUAAAUCUGAUGACAUUAGAAAGGCAUUUUUGAGUAAAUUUAUUGAUUGGUUGAAUAGGUGGGAGGCGAUGAAUGCUGAUAAUGGAAAACUAAGUAGAGAAACUCAUUCGGCAUUAAGACACACGUCUCAAGCUUAUCUAGAUAUAAUGGAGUAUUGCUCUAGUAAUUUUGGUUUGUCCUAUUUGUUGCUAGGAAAAAUUCAAACCGACAGGCUUGAAUCUCGGUUCGGUCUGUACCGAAGUAUGGCUGGCGACCAGUAUCAUAUAUCCAUUAGGCAGCUUUAUGAAACUGAAAGUAAGCUUCGCAUUAGUAAGGAACUGAAACUUGUAUCCCAUACUUCUGGCAGUUUUAGCAUUAAUAUAUUCCAUUCUGACUCUGAUACAGUAGAUGAUAUUAAUGAAGACGUAGAGGAAUUAUUUGAAGAGAUUGAAGUUACAGAUUCUGAUUUAGAUAAAGUAGCCCAUUCUCUACCUAUAAUAACAUAUUUGGCAGGGUAUUGUGUUCAUACAGUUCAUAAAAGUCUAAAAUGUCUAGAGUGUAAGAAAAGAUUAGUAACAGAUAAAGAAAUGAAUAUUGACGUUAAUUGCAAUCUUAUAAAGAAAUUGUGAUAGAGGUGGGUUACUUUAUCCGUCAGAAUUUGUAACAAAUGUUGUUCUACAUAUUUAUGUUGUAACCCAAAAGUUGAUAAGUGAGGAAUAUGAGCUUCAAUUUUUAAAAGUUUUGAAUCAACGCAAUUUGGUUAUGAAGAUAGUUAAAGAUAUCUUAUUGUUAAAAGAAAUAUGGGAUUUUUCAGUAUGCAGCUGUGGGCUUAAUUUUGAAAAAAUUUGUAUUAAAAUAAUGAGGUCAGCAACAAAUACUUUACUUAACAAUUACUGUAAACUUAAAAAUGAUGUACACCAAGCAAAAAAGUCCAAAGCCAGUACCAAAAAGACAGACAAGGCGGAAGGAAAACGAAAAUUAAAAACUUUAACUAGUGAUACUUCUGCUAAUUCUUCUAAGAAAACUAAAAUUAAUGUUCAGACAAAUAAAUAAAUAAAAAUUUGAAUAAAUUUCAUUUUUUAGGCUCAAUGGUUUUCUGAAGAAAAAAAAUAAUUUUUUUACUA